CCUUCCUUCAAGGUCUUGGCAGUCUGCUGAACGUGUUUCUGGGAUGGACUCAUCAUGGCGGCCUCCAUCGGAGAGGGGAAGCCGGAGAAUGGAGCAGCGCCGUACGGUAAUUUCUCUAACUAUUAUCACUUCAAUCCUCCAAGCGAGAGACUGCGACUGAUCCCGGCAGCGGAUUUGGCGGCAGAGCUCCCGGCGAGAGGAGGCAGAGCGGCUUUACUGGCUCUGGACGUGGGCUGCAACAGCGGGGACUUCAGUGUCGCUAUGUAUAAGCAUCUUUGUGAGCUGAAACAAAGCCUGAACGUACUUGGUUGUGACAUUGAUGCUGACCUGAUUCAGCGAGCCACAGAAUCCAAUCCGUAUCCGGAAUCUAUUUUAUACAUCACUCUGGAUAUAAUGGACCCUGCUUCCCGCGAGGCUGUGUUAAAGCCCUACUUGGACAAAUGGCACUGUGAUUCUUUUGAUAUUUGCUUUUGCAUGUCAGUGACAAUGUGGAUCCAUCUCCAUCAUGGUGAUAAAGGACUGUUGGAUUUCCUCCUUUGUGUAUCGGGACUUUGCAAGACCUUGCUGAUUGAGCCGCAGCCCUGGAAGUGCUACCGAGCUGCAGCACGCAGACUGCGUAGGCUGGGCGACAGCAAAUUUGACCACUUCAAAACUCUCUCGAUUAAAGGAGACGUGGCCGAGAAGAUUCAGCAAUUCCUGAUUACCAAUUGCAACAUGGAGCUGGUCCACUGUUUUGGGAACACUAAUUGGAACAGGAGUUUACUGCUUUUUAAGAAACGUUCCUUGAACCAAGGCUGAGCCAAAUAAAUCUAGUGUAGCUAACAUAAACUGUAAAUGUUAAAAUUAAGUGUUCUUUUACACUAAACUCGCUGUCUGUGUUUUAUAUAAUUAUGGAUGAAUUUCGUAUUGAAGCUGACCACUAUCGCUGCUCUCUGUUUCUAGUCUUGAGUGGAUCACUGUAGAUGGAAACUCAGUUUGUCUCUACAUUGGCCCAACAAUGAAAAUUUCUUUGGCUAACUUUAUAAGCUUAUGUAUCAUCAGUAUGACAGGCCAGCUUAUAAAGGUGUUUUGACCUGACUUUCCUAUAUUUUUAAAAUUCCCUCUUUUCAUCAAGCUUUUUUAUAAAUUUGAUUAGUGACAGUGAAUAUUAUUUGCAUUGUUGCAUCGUUAUCCCCUUACCUUCCCAAAAGCCAACAUUCUGCCAGGUUUGAGUCACAGCCCAGGAAAAGGCCCUUUCACCCAUCUAUUCCAUGCUGAACUGCUAAUCCCAUCGGCCCGCACCUGGACCAUAGCCCUCCGUACCUCCUCCCUCAUCCAAACUUCUGUUAAGUAUUGAGUCGAACCCGCAUCCACCACUUCUGCUGGCAGCUCGUUCCAUAUUUGCACCACCCUCUGAGUGAAGAAGAUCACGCCCAGGUUCCCUUAAAUAUUUCACCUUUCACACUUAACCUACAGUCAGUGGCCACUUUAUUAGAUACAGGAGUGGAACCUGGUGUGGUCUUCUGCUGCUGUCGCCCAUCCACUUCAAGGUUCGACGUGUGUUCAGAGAUGCUCUUCUACACACCACUGUUGUAAUGUGUGGUUAUUUGAGUUACUGUCGUCUUCCUGUCAGCUUGAAGCAGUCUGGCCAUUCUCCUCUGACCUCUCUCAUUAACAAGGUGUUUUCACCCACAGAACUGCCACUCACUGGAUGUUUUUAUUUUUCUCACCAUUCUCUGUAAAUUUUAGAGAUUGUUGUGCAUGAAAAUAUCAGGAGAUCAGCAGUUUCUGAGAUACUCAAACCACCCCAUCUGGCACCAACAAUCAUUCCAUGAUCAAAGUUACUUGGGUCACAUUUCUUACCAAUUCUGAUGUUUGGUCUGAACAACAGCUGAACCUCUUGACUAUGUCUGCUUGCUUUUAUGCAAUGAAUUGCUGCCACUUGAUUGGCUGAUUAGAUAUUUGCAUUAAUGAGCAGGUGUACCUAAUAAAGUGGCCACUGAGUGUAUGACCUUUAGUUCUCACCUAACUCAACCUUAGUGGAAAAAACUUGCCUGUAUUUACCCCAUCUAAACCACUCACAAUUUUGUAUACCUCUAUCAAAUCUCUCCUUAUUCUUCUACACUCUAUGGAAUAAAACUCUUAACUUAUACAACCCUCAAGUCCCAGCAAUGUCCUUGUAAAUUUUCACUGUACUCUUUCAGUCUUAUCAAUUCUUUCCUGUAGGUAGGUGACCGGCACUACACAUAAUACUCCAAAUUAGGCGUCACCAACAUCUUGUAUUGAUUUAUGAAGGCAAAUAUGCACAAGCUUUCUUUAUGACCUGUGACACCACUUUCAAGGAAUUAUGGAUCUGUAUUCCCAGAUCCCUUUGUUCUACUGCACUCCCCAGUGCCUGUGUAAGACCUACCCUGGUUUGUCCUCCCAAAGUGUAACACCUCACAUUUAUUUGAGUUACAUCUUUUCUGUUUUAUCAGCUUCUGUUUGUUUUCUUUUCAAGAGAAGCCUCUAUUUCAUGGUUUGGAAUUAAGAGGACAUUCCGUUUGCUUCGAGCUCCUCAGCCACUGGAAUUGCGUGGUAUCCCCAAUUUUCCUGAUUGCAUGAAAACACUGAUCUGCUUCCCUUAUUCUGAAUGGAAUACUAUUGUGCUCCUUCCUGCUUCAGCUGUGGUGUUAUCCAGGAUCUGGGUACAAGUCUGGCCCAGUGCAGUGUCAUCCAGUCCCAAUUGCCAUCUUCCCUUAAUGGUUAAACCAAGACCUGUUUACCUUCUGCUGCUUCAUGUAGCUCUGGUAUUUAUAAUUGAAUAGGCAAUCGCUGGGUGCUUUGGCCAGCCUUCAUCCCUAAAGAGGCAAUAAUCUGGAUUUAAUCGCGCUGACAGUUAGAUUGAGCCCCCUGUAACACACUUUGUCGGAGUCCUCCCAUGAGCUGUCUCAAAGUUUAAUAAGUGAUUAGAAGCCUGUUCAGAAUAUGGUUGUGAGCUUUAGGGUGGGAAUUCCAACUGUGUUUAAUCUAGAAAGAAUGCAGCAAAGUUUCAAAGAUAUUACUAUGUAGGGCUCUCAGUGUACUAGCUGGACUGUUAACUGUUAAUCACUUAUUACCAAAAUGGCUUCUCUGAAGAGUUAUAUUAAAAUGGCUUCUCGUACUGUUAACUGCUGAGCAAGGGGUUCUCUGUAACAGCAAUAUUUGGGUUAUACUAUGUGAUAAUGGAAAUUGUAUUCAUUUGCUAGCCAAUGGAAGUCAUGUUCUGUUAUCUUGUAUAUGUGUGCUAAGUUGAGGAGCGCGGGCUUUAUCGGGAGGCAAGCAGAGAGGACGGAUGUGCGGGGAAUGGACAGCGGUUCCAGGGCGGCGGACACCGGACCUCGAGGGUUCGGAUGGUGGCCGGAGUCUCGGAAGGACGUUGUGGAAGGAAUCAGAGGCGUGAGCUCCAACGUAUUAAAAUAUUAUGUGCACAAGACUGAUAAGUUACUUAUGUGGCGCCUUUUCUUGUAGUUGUUUCUACUAACCCAUCACCAAAAAUUUGCUAUAAAGUAUAAUUCUUUACUCGCACUUUGUAUAUUGUUUC
Molecule: messenger RNA, 3541 nt
Organism: Mobula hypostoma (lesser devil ray)
Lineage: Eukaryota; Metazoa; Chordata; Chondrichthyes; Myliobatiformes; Myliobatidae
Product: RNA 5'-monophosphate methyltransferase
Exons: 2
Coding region: 55-798 (247 amino acids)
Biological process (GO): negative regulation of pre-miRNA processing
Cellular component (GO): cytoplasm
Molecular function (GO): RNA methyltransferase activity; O-methyltransferase activity
Source: RefSeq, a predicted model, not a curated record